This is a messenger RNA of Trichosurus vulpecula (common brushtail), 8459 nucleotides long. It is a transcript of the gene MYORG, whose product is annotated as myogenesis regulating glycosidase (putative). Lineage: Eukaryota; Metazoa; Chordata; Mammalia; Diprotodontia; Phalangeridae. Gene Ontology annotation, biological process: carbohydrate metabolic process; skeletal muscle fiber development. Gene Ontology annotation, molecular function: hydrolase activity, hydrolyzing O-glycosyl compounds. The record is from RefSeq and is a predicted model, not a curated record. Bases 328 to 2472 code for a protein of 714 amino acids. The transcript has 2 exons.
GGGCGGGUCUCCCCAGUGGGUAUGGGCAGGGGUUCCCCCCAGGCUCGCGGACCGCCGGGCUGGAGGACUCCCUGGGACCCUCCGCGCGCCCAAGGGGCCGACUGUGGGCUGCAGAGGCGCCGUAAACAAGCUCCGAGCGGACGCGCUGAAAGCGGCCAGAUCGCCCGGGAGCAAGCUCUGCUCGGCCCCGCACGCCCUUGGCCGGGGUCCGAGAGCUGCCUGGCUCGGGGGACGCAACUUGAGUCACACCGUGGUUCUUCAGGCUUCAAUGGGUCUGGUUAUUGGGAAAGUAGUACCCUUCUCCUUCCAAACCCAGCUUGAAGGGUUAUGACCCAGGAUCCCCAAAAAGGGAGACAGCCGUACCGUCGAAGGGGGAGGAGAGCUGAGAAGGACUCUCAGGCUGCCACCGGAGCUGCUACAACCAUGUAUACCUUCCUCCCUGACAACUUUACCCCAACCAAGACCAAGCCAUCCAAAGAGCUAAAACCUAUGCUGGGAUCCAUAGUGCUGGGGCUCCUACUGGUCUUAGCAGCUGUGGUUGCUUGGUGCUACUACAGUGCAUCUCUCCGUAAGGCAGAGCGCCUUGGGGCUGAGCUAUUGGAACUCCGGACAGGUGGCUUUUCCAUUCGAAACCAGCAGGGAGAGCAAGUGUUCCAACUGGCCUUCAGCUCUGGGGGCUUGGACCUGGAGUCCUGUGCACGAGAAGGGGACAUCUUGAGUUGUACUCGCUCCACAGGAGGCCCCCUCAAUUUUUUCAUCCAGACGGUGCGGCCCAAGGACACCGUUAUGUGCUACCGUGUGCGCUGGGAGGAGCUGGCUCCAACCCCUUCUGUCGAACACACCAUGUUCCUGGGUGAUGUACACUGGUAUGGUGGUGCCGAGAUGCGUACCCAGCACUGGCCCAUCCAGCUGGCUGGCCUCCAGGAACCCCAGCCCUUUGUCACCAGUGAUGUGUAUUCAUCCCGGGCUGCCUUUGGUGGUAUUCUUGAACGAUACUGGCUGUCAUCCAAAGCAGUGGCCAUCAAGGUCAAUGACUCGGUGCCCUUCCACCUGGGUUGGAAUGCCACUGGGCGCUCUCUCCUGUUACAGGCCCGCUAUCAUGACACAUCCUACAAGCCACCUGUGGGCCGUGAGCCGCUGCCCGAGCUCAGUUACCGUGUUUGUGUAGGUUCUGACGUGACAUCGAUCCAUAAGUACAUGGUGCGACGUUACUUCAAUAAACCGUCCAAGGUGCCAGCCCGAGAAGCCUUUCGUGACCCAAUCUGGUCCACUUGGGCCCUCUAUGGGAGAGCAGUGGACCAGGAUAAGGUGCUGCGCUUUGCUGAGAAGAUCCGCAAGUAUCGCUUCAACUGUAGCUACUUGGAAAUUGAUGACAUGUACACACCUGCCUAUGGCGACUUCUCCUUUGAUGAAGCCAAGUUCCCCAAUGCCACAGAGAUGUUUAGGAAGUUGCAGGAGGCUGGUCUGCGGGUCACCCUGUGGGUGCACCCCUUUGUCAACUAUAACUCAUCCAGCUUUGGUGAAGGUGUGGAGCGGGGGCUUUUUGUCCGAGAGCCCACGGGCCGGCUGCCAGCCCUGGUGCGCUGGUGGAAUGGCAUCGGUGCUGUCCUGGAUUUCACCAACCCAGCUGCCCGGGAGUGGUUCCAGGGUCACCUGCGGAGACUUCGCACCCAGUAUUCAAUCUCCUCCUUCAAGUUUGAUGCCGGGGAAGUGAGCUAUCUGCCCCGAGACUUUAGCACAUUCCGCCCACUGGCCGACCCCAACCUCUGGAGCCGGAGGUACACAGAGAUGGCUCUGCCCUACUUCUCACUGGCUGAAGUGCGCGUGGGCUACCAGUCACAGAACAUCUCUUGUUUCUUCCGCCUUAUUGACCGUGAUUCAGUGUGGGGCCAUGAGUUGGGUCUGCGUUCCUUGAUCCCAGCAGUGCUGACCAUCAGCAUGCUAGGUUAUCCCUUUAUCCUGCCUGACCUGAUAGGUGGCAACGCUGUGCCGGGGCAUACAGCUGGUGAGGGGGGUGGGAAUACCGGAAUCCCAGAGCGCGAGCUCUAUGUGCGCUGGCUGGAGGUGGCGGCCUUCAUGCCAGCCAUGCAGUUCUCUAUCCCUCCUUGGCUUUAUGACCAGGAGGUGGUGGAGAUAGCCCGUAAGUUUGCAGCCCUGAGGGCAGAGCUGGUGGCCCCACUGCUCCUGGAGCUGGCUGGAGAGGUGACCGACACAGGCGAUCCCAUAGUUCGGCCUCUCUGGUGGAUUGCACCUGGGGAUGAAGCGGCCCAUCGAGUGGACUCUCAGUUCCUUAUUGGUGACACCCUGCUUGUGGCACCUGUACUGGAACCAGGGAAACAGGAGCGAGAUGUGUACCUGCCCGCAGGGAAGUGGCGCAGCUAUAAGGGGGAGCUCUUUGUCAAGGCACCCAUCCUGCUCACUGACUACCCUGUGGAUCUGGACGAAGUUGCCUAUUUUACCUGGGUGUCCUAACCCUGCUUAUCCUAGAAACCUCAUUGCUCAGAGACCCUGACCUCAGAUCCUCACUCCCCCGCUCUUUACCCUAGCCUCUAACCCCAGAUGCUUCACCACUCCCCCACCUCCAAAGACUGUUCCUUACUCCAUCCUUGAGUCUGGACCAUAAUCCUGACCUGAAGAGUCCCUUCUCCAACCCUUCCCCUCACUGAGACCUUAAUCCUAACUCUGGACUCACUUCCUUCUUCCCCCAUCACGCCUCCCUUAGAACCAGUAAUUUUCCAGAUCUAUCCAGCUACCAUAGUUCCAUCUCCAAAUCCUCCCUCCCCAAGAGACUUUGGACUGGGGCCCCUGGUUCUCAUCUAUCACUAGUUUCUCCUCGACAACUCCCCAUCCCCGAUCUUUUUGGGUAUUUCUGGUGCCCCUCAUAUAAGGUUUAUCUGAAAGCUUUUUAGCCGGUACAUCUACCCUUGUUCCCCUGAGACCUGUAGGGGCGAAAGAAGGGGAAGGUCAGUCCUAGUUCCUCCCCAACCCAAGAGAAAGUCAUAUGAAACUCCCUCCACAGCUAUAAUCUGCAUUCUCAUAGCCUGUGCUAGGGCCCUGCUCCCGGUAUGCUUUGCUUCCAUCUCCUAAGAACCUAUCUCCCAUUGCAUACUGGGACUUGUAGUCUUCUUGGGUAGAGAGGCAAGAAUAAACCUACAAACUACCAUAGACUAUUAGAACUGGAAGGAAACUUAGUGGCUAUCUAGUUUGAGAGAUUUUUAAAAAAUUUAGGAAUGUACUGGAGGGGGAGAAGGUAAAGUGAGAAGAUUGAAGUUAGGGUAGGGAGUAAUACCCUAUUUCUAACUCCCAAGGGGAUAUGGGUUUUGUGGUCUCAGCCUCUUUUUAAGCCUAUCCUCAUACUCCUCUCCAUCCAUCUCCCUGUUUCCCCCUUUUUCUAUUGGGUCACUUAAUGUUCCUCAUGGGCCACACAUGCUUGUGGCCCCAAGUCAAAGAUAGGAUGGCGGGAGCUUGAGGGGGCCAAAGGUCAUCCCCUCCCCACCCCCAACUUAGCUCCUCUUUGCACAUGGUUGGUCAUUAAAAGCACAAAGAUGAGAUCUGCCUGCAUUGAAAGCAGGAUGUCUCCUGCCCCUCCCCACCUCCGACUUAGCCUCCACCUCCCUGUUCCUCAUCUGGGAGUUUCCUUCUCAGAACAAACUUGGGUGGGGAAGUGGAACUGAGCUAUGGGUCUACGAGAUGACCUGUCCUGCUCCCUAUUCUAUGAACUAAUUCCAGCUACCACCACCACUUCCAAUUCUGGCAGUAUUCUUUAUCUUUUCCUCCCUUUGAAACAAGUACAAACUACCAUAGAUAUGAGAACUGGAAUGAAUCUUAGUGGUUAUCUGGUUUGAGAGAAUAAAGACUAUUUAGAAAAAUAGAGGAGGGGAGCAGGUAGGGUCAGAAGAUUGAAGUUAGAGUAGGGAAUAAAACCCUAUUUCUGACUCCCAAAGGGAUAUGGGUUUUGUGGUCCCAGCCUCUCCGGCCCAUCCUCAUACUCUUCUCCCUCCAUGAGAAAGGACAUGGGGCUACUAUCCUGGUCCCUGUUUAAUCUUAGGCUCAGCUACACUCUCAUAACCAUGAUUUUGAACCCUUUGUCCAUCACAGCUGGCCUCUAGGUUUGAUCAUGAUUCCCACUGAUGCCCCUCUGAGAAUUGAGCCCAGAUGGGAAAAUCUCUGAAACUCUGAAGCAGGCUCUUGGGUCCUCUUGCUUAAAAAGAUAGACUGAGAUCCCUUCUCUUUGAGAAUGGGGGAAUAAUUAAGUUCCAGGUGUGUAGUCUGCCUGACUCUCCCCUUAGUCCCCCUUCCCUGCCCCUUUCCUGAUCCCAAUUUAGGAAGAAGAAGAGAUGGCUGCACACAGACUAUCAGGAGCCCUUGGGGCCAGAGAUCUGCUCAGGACAUACUAACUGGGCUUGGAGUCAUGGAGGGUCUUGUUCCCAAGCUAUCGUCUUUAACCGUACUCCACCCCAGGGGCUGGGGUGACAAAGAGAGGGGACAGAGUGGAUCAUAUGUCCUAAUGCUGCACUGACCCCCCCAAGGCCUAUCUGUUCAGCACUGCCCUAAUCAGACACACAGAUGGGUCAGGGAUGCCUUAAUGUGAGAAUCACCCUGUGUGUAUGUAAGUAACCGUGUAUGUGUCAAUACCUGUCUCUCUGUGUGGCUGUGGAUAUGGAUGUCUAUGGGGCAAGGUAUCUGUGUGUGGCUAGCUCUUUUUGUGAUUGUCCAUGAGUCUCUUUUUUCUGUGACUAGGUAUAUAUAUAUUUGACUGGCUGGUUCUGUGUAGUCAUUGUCUUUUUAUGUGACUGGGUACGUGUGGAUGGCUCUGUGUGACGAUCUAUGUGUGGCUGUAUAUCUGUGCACAAGUAUAGAUGUCUGGGGCAGGGUCUAGAUGUGCGUGUGUUAUAUUGAUGCCUGGAGUGGACUCUAUGUCUGCAUGUAUGAAACUAUAUGUGAAAGCAUUGGUUUUUUUUUUCUUGGAGGGGAGGGAGGUCCUGGAUAUCUGUAUGUGAAUAUGCAUAUGACUGGGCAUUUGCUUGCAUAUGAAUGUGUGAGGGAGGUGUCCAGCUAUUUGUGUGGAGGGAUGGGAAUAUCUAUGGAAGUGUAACUGGGUGUCUGUGAAUGUAUUUCUGAGGUUGGAUAUGUGUGUGCGUGUGUGAAAGAAUCUCUCUGAGUAUGUAUGUGUGUGGUUGAGUAUCUGUGUGUUUGUGACUCUGCGUGGCCAUGUGUUUGAGAGAGAAUCAGGCUGGGUAACUUCGUGUCUCUAUGUGGCUGAGUAUCUUUAUAGUAAUAUUUUCCUGUAGCUAGAUCUCUUUGUGUAUGUGACCUCUGUGUGUGUAUUUAAAUGUCUUUCUCUAUGGCCAGUGUGUAUGUUUGUGUAGCUUUGUUUCUCUGUGUGUGUGUGGCGAUACGUGUGCAUUUAUGUCCGUGAGUGGUUGUAUCAGCCGGUCAACAAGCAUUUAUUAAACCUUUACUAUGUACUAGGUUAAGCAGUAAGGAUGCAAAGGAAAGGAAAAAAGAGUCCGUUACUUCAAGGAGUUUACAUUCUUUUUUAUAUUAUUAUUAAUUUUAUUUUUUCAAUUAACAAGCAUUUAUUUUCUCUCUCUUCUACUUCCCCCAAUCCUCAGUGACAAAAAAAAGAAAAAACCCUUAUGACAAGUAUGUAUAGUUAAGCAAAGCAAAUUUUUUCAUUGACUGUGUCCAAAGUGUAUGUCUCAUUCUGCAUCCUGAGUCUAUCACCUCUGCCAAGAAGUAGGCAGUAGUACGCUUCGGCUUUGGGUCCUCUGGAAUCAUGGAUUGUUUUUGCACUGAUAAGUUCUAAAGUCUUUUGGGGUUCUUUUUCUCAUUGUUAGUUUAUAAAUUACUGCCCUAGUUCUGCUCAUUUCACUUUGCAUCUGCAAAUACAAGUCUUCCCAAUUUUCUUUGAAACCGUCCAUUCAUUUCUUAGAGCAUUCAUAAUAUCCCAUUGUUCAUAGACCAUAAUUUGUUUGGACAUUCCCCUAUAGGGGUUACCCCUUUAGUUUCCAGGGGUUGCUUUUUUUGCCUGCUGCUGUGGAGAGAACUGCCGUAGAUAUUUUCGUCCAUAUGGGUCCUUCUCUUUUAUUUGGGGGGGGGGUUGCUUUGAGGUAUAUGCCUAAUAGUGAUAUAACUGGGUCGAAGUGUAUGCGUAGGUUAGUGACUCUUCAUGCAUCAUUCCAAAUUGCUUUCCAGGAUGGCCGGACCAAUUGAUAGCUCUAUUUAUAACACAUUAAUAUCCCUGUUUCCCUGCAGCUUCUCCAACAUUUAUCAUUUUCCACUUCUGUCAUCUUUGUCAAUCCAGUAGGUGUGAAGUGGAAGUAGAGAAUUUAAUUUUCAUUCCUCUAAAUCUCAGUUAUUUGGAGCAUUUUCUCACAUGGGUGUUGAUAGCUCACAUAAAAUAAAAUAAUAUUUUUAAAACACUUAGCACAGUGCCUGACAUAUAGGCACUAUAUAAACAUUUCUUUGAAUGCUUUGUCAUAUCCUUUGACCACUUAUCUGUUGGAAAAUGGUUCUUGUUUGUAUAACUUGGAAUCAGCAAGGAGCUCAUAUUCUAAUAAGGGAGACAACAUGAAAAUAUUUAUAUGAAUGUAAGCUAGAUGGAUGGCGAUCUCAGAAGAGGAGGCACUAGCAGUUGGUGGGACCAGGAAACGCUGCCCCAAAAAGGUGGGAUUUGAGGAAAGGGAAUAGUCAUCUGUGUGUCAGGCACUGUGCUACGUGCUUUAUGAAUAUCAUCCCAUUUAGAAAUAGCCUUACAAUGGUUCUGCAGGGUAGUUGUUAUUAUCCUCAUUUGACAGUUGUCGUUUGUCCUUAGUUUUCAAAGAAGAACAUGACAUCAACUGAAGUUGUCUUUGAUUUGAGGGAGGGCUGUGCAAGGUCACCAGCUUCACUUUCUCCUCCAGAGCCAUCUGGGUCCAGUGGCCUGAUAUUCACCAGGAGGACUGGAGAUGGCCCAGGAUGCAAUAGUGUUGAGGUUUAGGGAUGCUCUGGACCCCAAAAUACCGACACACCGGCUCCUGCCAAGUGAAUUCGACCCAAUCCUUCUCACGGCCAAAGAAAAACGGUUUGCUAAAGAGUCACCAUAUUGGGUAGACUAAAAAAAUCUCACCAUUUGUGGUGCUCGUAAUCACAAGCGGGCCAGAUCCAAUCUGCUGAGCUAAAUUUGACAAAACUCAGGUUAAGUGACUUGCCCAAGGUCACGUAGCUAGUACAGGCCAGCUUUGAACUCGGGUUUUCCUGAUUCCAAGCCCAGCACUCUGUCCACUGUACCACCCAGCCGCCUGAGCUGAGACUUCAUGGAAACAAGGUACAGAUGAGAAAGGAGAGCUUUCUAGGCAUGGGAAACAAGUCAGAAAAAAACACGGAAGAGGGAAACGGUGUCAUAAAUCCAGGAACAGUCCAAAGUGGCUGGAUCAUAGAGUUUUUAGAGGGAUGUAAAGUGUAAAAAAUCUGGAAAAGUAGGAAGGAGCCUGGUUGUAAAGAGUUUUCAGUACCAAAAAGAGGACUUUAUAGUUGAUCCUAGAGAUAACUUCAUAAUCUGUAUGUGUAUAGGCUGUGUGGUUAUAUAUCUCUGUAUGUGGCUGCAUGUCUAUGUGUAUGUCUGUACAAGGCUUUAUAUCUCUGGGUGCCUGUAUGACUCUGUGUCUGUGACUGACAACGUUUUCAUAUCUGUAUGUAUGUCUAUAUGACUACAUACUUCUGUGUGUGUGACUGAGAAUAUGUUUUCAUAUCCACAUGUAUGUAUAGCUACAUAUUUCUCUGUAUGUGUGUGUGAGGAAGAAUGUGUUUUUGUAUUUGUAUGCGUGUAUGUGUGACUGAGAAUAUGUUUUCAUAUCCACAUAUAUGUAUAGCUAUAUAUUUCUCUGUGGGCUAUAUGUGUGAGGGAGAAUGUGUUUUUAUAUCUGUAUGUAUGUCUAUCUGUAUGGCUACAUAUUUCUGUGUGUGUGUGAGACUGAGAAUGUUUUCAUAUCUUCAUGUAUGUUUGGCUACAUACUUCUCUGUGUAGUGUGACUCAGAAUAUGUUUCCAUAUCUAUAUGAAUGUAUGGCUACAUAUUUCUGUGUGUGUGUGUGUGUGUGUGUGAAAGAGAGAGAAUGUGUUUUUAUAUCUACACGUGUGUCUGUAUGGCUACAUAUUUCUCUGUGUGUAUGUGUGAGACUAAGAAUGUGUUUUCAUAUGUAUGUAUAUCUUUAUGGCUACAUAUUUGUGUGUGUGUGUGUGUGUGUGUAAAUGUAAAUGUCUCUCCAUGUGGUUGUGUACCCCCUGCAUCUUUGGAAUAAGCACAACCUCGCCAUGGUGCUCCCCUCCACCAACCACAGGCCCUGAAGGAGAAAGGAUUUUCCUUUAGGGAGAGGUCUCAUUGGGUCUGUGAUUGGGGGUGGGGAGGUUAGUGGGGAAAGGGCGGGAAGGGAUUCAUGUUGUAGCUCAGGUUUGAAAUAAAUUGCCCUUUUAGAUCUC